CUUUAAACUUGUGCCGUGCAGUGUAAACAAGACGACGGUCAGGAAGGUGGAGUCAAAACAAUUCUUAUUGAAAAUACUCGUGAGACAACAGCAAACAAGAAGUAAAAUCAUAUAGUAAACUACAGGGAAGAAAUAUUCAUGUAAACGGAACAUAUUGAAGAAACACAAGAAAAUGGCUAUGAGGUUAAGUGUGGGAGGUCUCCGGCAGCUGAAUAAAGCGUGUGUUAGAGUGGCAGUGAUGGAAAAAGGUGUAACAGCAGUUGGCAGAGGGAUGUGGAAAUAUACCUCUCGGGACCUCCACACUACCACUGCCACUCCCAGUUACUCUAAGCUACCCAGACUUCAACACACAAUUUCAGAGUCAUAUGAACAGGUCGAGGUAUCCACAGCAGAGUGGCCAUACGUUGAGCGACUUUUACCUUAUACAACUAUACCAAAGCCAUCAAGCAACCCAGGUGAAGUAACUCCAUCAGGAUGGGUAGCACCAUCGGCCCAGCCAGGAGAUUACCCUUACUUUGUUCCCCGUGCAGCCAGUCACAUGAUGCCUGUCUAUGUUGAACAUGAACCCAUUCUGAAUAGAUUUGUGACAAGAGUGAAACAUGUUGAAGGUGAUAUUUUUGCACUGGGUGAAGAACUACAAGAACACUUGACUCGGCUUUUCCCUUCAAAGUACAUCAUCCUCCGUGUUCAUGAACCUCAUCAGGUGAUACACAUUAAAGGACAAUUUGUGGGUGCUGUUAAAGAAUUUCUCUUUAAGAAAGGAUUUUAAAUAUAUCUAAUAUUUAGGUAGACAGUAGUGAGUAAACAUUUCAAUAGUCAGUUUUACCUCAUUAUCAAAAACACUCACGAUUCAAGAAAAUUAUAAGAAACUCUUGUAUUCUUUAUUAAGUAGACUCGGACAAAUAUAGCAUACAAAUGUGUUGGCAAGGUUUGCACAGUCCUCUUAUAUGACAUGUCUAAAAUGAUUCUGGUCAGGGGGUGAAGUGACCUGGUAGUGCAUUGCAUUUACACCACAAGACUACUCUACACUCAUAUGAAGCAAAUUUAAAAUUACAAAGCACUGGUUAUGAUUAGUACAUCAAAGCAUAGCAGAUUUUGCCAUGUAUACUGUACUUGAAACUAUUUUGCUUCUUCUUGAUUUGUACUUAAGAUUAAUUGGUGUGCUUUAUUUGAUUGAAGAUCAGGAGGGCAGAGUUUAUUGAUAAAUUUGUAGAUGUAAUUUGGAUGUCGUCAUAAUCAGUAGGUACACGUUCAGUUAGGAAAAGCAGAGUCUGAACCUAAGUUAGCUACUACAGUAAUGUAGAUUUGGCAUUUGUAUGUUGCUGUACAUCUUGUUUGUUGUAUAUAAUUGAAUGAUAUUUUGACUUAGGGAUGAAGUACAAUAUUGCGACAGCUGUUGUACUUACAGGACGUUUUGCAAAUAAAGAUAUUGGAUA
Messenger RNA from Homarus americanus (American lobster), 1436 nucleotides. It is a transcript of the gene mRpL49, whose product is annotated as 39S ribosomal protein L49, mitochondrial-like. Gene Ontology annotation, biological process: translation. The transcript is spliced from 4 exons. Gene Ontology annotation, molecular function: structural constituent of ribosome. Gene Ontology annotation, cellular component: mitochondrial large ribosomal subunit; ribosome. Bases 173 to 769 code for a protein of 198 amino acids. The record is from RefSeq and is a predicted model, not a curated record. NCBI's taxonomy places the organism in Eukaryota, Metazoa, Arthropoda, Malacostraca, Decapoda, Nephropidae.